AGAUACCCUUUGGGGAGAUUUGGCUGGGUCAAAGCCAAAUUUUACAAAAUUUCUCCACAAAAGAAUAUUUCCAUUUGGUAUUCUCUCACUCCCAUCUCCCACAAACUUACAUAUGGUUUCAUAAGAGCCUGAACUUAACAAACGACAAAGAGAUGUGAACGAGCAAUAAGACUCUUUCUUCUUUUGUUUCUCUUUUGACAGGAUCUCUCUUUCUCUUCAUAUAAAUGCAUGAGACUCCAGGCCAGCAUUGCAGCUAAAUCACCAACUAAAAAAGAACUUGAAAGGAAGAUAUGGGUAGGAAGAGAAAGGCUGUUGAAGCUGUGGAGGACAAAAACUCUAGUGAAGGAGCCAUGGCUUGGGAUGAAAUGGUCAAGGAAGCUGCUGAGGUUGCAGCACUAGGGGGAGUCAGGAGAGCUAGGAAGCGAUUUGUUGGUGUCCGGCAAAGACCUUCAGGCAGAUGGGUUGCUGAGAUUAAGGACACUAUACAAAAAAUAAGGGUGUGGUUAGGUACUUUUGAUACUGCUGAGGAAGCAGCAAGAGCUUAUGAUGAAGCUGCUUGCUUGCUUCGUGGUUCCAAUACAAGAACAAAUUUCUGGCCUUGUUCUCCAUCUUCUUCAACAACUCCUGCGCUUCCUUCAAAGAUUACAAACCUUCUUCUCCAGAGGCUCAAGGCAAGAAACAACUCUUGUCCUCCUUCUGCAUCCUCCUCCUCUCUGCCUAACCAGCAAGAACAGCAGCAAGUGGAGGAAUAUAGAGCAGAAACAACAGAUUUCUCAGACACCCAAUUCACAGAUUUCCUCAAUGAUCCUGAAGAUUACACCACUUGCAACGAUAACAUUGAUAGUACUAGUUCAAGAGCCAUUGAUUACAUGACAAGGAGUCUUGAGUCAUGUUUGACUGAGAAAGAAGAUAGUGGUGGAAGAGAAUUGGAUUUUGAUUCUAAAUGGGGUGAUGAUAUAUCUCAGUCUUAUAGUGGUGAUGUGAACAACUUAGAAGCUGAAGGCGAAGAUGGGGGAAACGAUGAAGGAGAAGAGACUGCUAUAGGGGCCUUGGAUUUCCAUUUUGUUGAUGAUGUUGGAUCAGAUUGUUACUACUCUCCUUUUGAAAUUGCUGCAGAGAUCGAGGAGCCCGUGGAGCCAGAGACCCUUGGAGAUGAGCCUUCAAUGCUUAGAGCAGCAAUGAAGAGGAUGAAAUAUGAAAGGAAGUUCUCUGCUUCUCUCUAUGCCUUCAAUGGAAUUCCUGAGUGCUUAAGGUUGAAGCUUGGAUCAGGAAACGUGAAGGGGAGAGAAAGUUCUGCUCAGCUAACCAAACUUCGAGAUGCAUGCAACAAGAACAAAGAGAAUGAAAAGAAAGCAAAAGAAGAUAAUAUGGAAGUGAAGGGGAAGAAUCAGGAGGAGAACUCACAAAACUCAAUUGAAAUGGGGUCUUCUGCUUCAUCUUCUUCUUUGAGCAAUGAUGGUGAAUUGUCGCUUUGGAGCUCCCUCGAUCUUCCACCAAUCUGUUUUGUUAGCUAAAUCCAUUUUUAUGAUCUUCAUUUCAUAAGCGUUGAGAUUCACAAGUCAGCAAAUCAUAGAGUGCUUUAUGAUCUUUUUUCUCACGUUCAUCAUGAUAAGUUAUAGAAGAACUAAACAAAAUUCAGAACAUACGGAGCUAUGAAGCAUUUGAAGCUUGAUUGUAGCAUUGGAAAACUAUCUGAGUUUCAGGAUUAGUGGUGGCCUGCUUAUUUUCCUUGGAUUCCUGUUGGUGUGGCCAAGUAAGAGAAUCUGAAGUCAAGGAGGAAAAUUGACUGUGUAGGUGUCAGAAAGCUGGAUUUGUUCAUCCUUGAACAUGUAACAGUAUUAACUUUUUAUAUAGAGAUUUCAUUUUCACAUCAAAUAACAAAAUUUGAAGCUAUUUAAUGAUGAACAAGAUUAUC
Messenger RNA from Manihot esculenta (cassava), 1915 nucleotides. RefSeq names its product ethylene-responsive transcription factor ERN1. Gene Ontology annotation, molecular function: DNA-binding transcription factor activity; DNA binding. Gene Ontology annotation, biological process: regulation of DNA-templated transcription. Lineage: Eukaryota; Viridiplantae; Streptophyta; Magnoliopsida; Malpighiales; Euphorbiaceae. The transcript has a single exon. The coding region runs from base 291 to 1514 and encodes 407 amino acids. The record is from RefSeq and is a predicted model, not a curated record.